AAUUUAUCAAUAUAUUAUCGGCCAAACAGGGAAACAAAAAAGUACGAAAAUAAGCAGUUAAUAGAAUUAGAGAACAAUUCGGUGAGCAAGUGGCAAGUGGGAACACUUGUACAAAUGAUUAGAUUAAAUAGCAAACAAAUUUAGACUAACAAAAUGUAUAAGAAAUUUCUAAACUAAACACGACCGGGCGAUCAGUGAAUUCCAAUGAUUUGAAAAGAGUAGAACGUGAACAAAACUACCUUUUGUUAAGAGAAUUUACGAAAAACAAAAAUAAUAUUAACAAAAUAUAGUGUAACAACAAAUUUGUGCAAUUUUGGAUAAAAGCCAAAAAAACUAAAAAAGUUCUAAAAUUAAGAAUAAAAAAAAACAUUUGUGAGAAUAAAUUAUCAUUAAACAAACAUGUCUCAAGAACAUCUGGCAUCUUUAUUAAAUUCAGACGAGUGUAAAGAAAUUGUGACAAAAGUGAAUCAUGAAACCGGCAAUAAUUUACAAGUCAAAACAUUUACCAUUGUUUCGGCCACUGAAGCCAAAGGUUUUUUGGGUGAAUAUUUUCAUUUAACUAUUGAAUGUUUUAAGCCAAAUAAUGAUAAUGAGUUAGCUAAUGAAGAUGGCGGGGAAGUUGAAAGUGCUGCCAUAUUGUUGAGAUUUUUUAUUAAAAAUCUACCACCCGUAGAUGAAGAACAUGAGAAAGUAACGAUUUUUCGCAAAGAAAGUGCUUUGUAUGGUUCGUUAUUGCCGAAAUUGCAGAAAUACUCCUCUGAACCCUGGUGUCCCAAAGUCUAUUUGUGCUAUAAAAAUCUUCUCGUAUUGGAAGAUCUUGACAGCGUAGGCUUCCAUUCAUUAGCCUCAAAGGAAAAUUUAGAGGCAAGUGAAAUGUUUCCUAUACUAAAUGGCCUGGCAGCAAUGCAUGCUUCCAGUCUGCUCUAUGAAUUGCAAAGAACUGAAACCAUUGAAGAAAUCUAUUACGAAAGUCUGAAAGAAAUUACUGUACAUCCCGAUAUACCCUGGUUCACUACCGGUCUCAAGGCCAUACUCGAAGUAGCCAAACAUCAUUCGAAAUAUCAAGUGGAAGUAUCGCAAAAAUUCAUUAUCUCGGAAUUACCGUUGCAUUUGAGAAAUAUUUAUUUUAUGGUGAAUCCUUCGCCCAAAUAUCGCAAUGUCUUGUGUCAUCGCGAUACUUGGGGUGGUAAUAUUUUUCUGGAUCACAAUAAUCCAGAAAAAUCGGCUGUAUUUGUAGAUUUUCAAACCUGUCGUUAUAGUCCACCAGCCAUUGAUGUUAUCUUUACACUAUUCAUGAAUUUAACGAAACAAGAUAGACUGGAAAAACAAUCGGAAUAUUUGAAAUAUUAUUAUGAACAAUUGGUGCUGCAUGUUACAAAUCAUAUUCCCGAGGAUAAAUCCCUAGAUGAAGUUGUUUUCUCUGAAGCAGAGUUUUUGGAAUCCAUUGAAGAGUUUCAACUAUUUGGUUUAGUGUAUAGAGCUUUGGCUGCCUCAAUUUUGAAAGUACCUAAAGAAAUUGUAACGGAUUAUUAUAAAAAUGAGGAGAGAUCGGAAAAAUUGUUAGAGUAUAUGGGGGAGAAUGAAGAAUUCCGGAUGUUGAUGGAAGAGAGUAUAGAGGACAUUAUUGAGGCGGUUGUGGAUAUUUCUAUAAAAUCAAAUGUUUAUUGAGAAAUAAUUAUGAUUUUAGUAUGUAUUUUUAUAAAAACUGCCAUAAGAAUGAG
Molecule: messenger RNA, 1721 nt
Organism: Calliphora vicina (urban bluebottle blowfly)
Lineage: Eukaryota; Metazoa; Arthropoda; Insecta; Diptera; Calliphoridae
Exons: 3
Coding region: 400-1668 (422 amino acids)
Source: RefSeq, a predicted model, not a curated record